AAUAGAGAGAUGUGUCAAAAUAAAAAUUGAGCAAUUGGGUGUCUGUUGGAGGAAAAUCUGCCGUAGUCGCAUUUUAGCAGUGUUUUCUGGUUGCAGGACAACUUCCUCAUUGUUGGUGUGGCAAAUACCAUUUGGGAGGAAGCUAGUGUACACAUCCAGUGGUGAGGGGAGCUUGUGAAAAGUGGGCAAAAGUUUUUCCAGCAACUCCCCGAAUUGGGUGCUCCCAAGUGAAGAGAGAGAGAAGAAAAAAAGUCAUAUUUGUGUGCGUGGUGGAAUGGAAAGAUCCAGUGCUGGGUGAAAAUUGGUGUUGAAGACUUUCCGCUUGUGGACUAACUCAGCCGGCACAAGUGUGCCCCAUUUGGGCUGUUCUUUCGCACAUCCGGAACGCUGAGUCAUCCGUAAGGAGGGAGCGCUCCCGUCUACAGCUGCAUUGUGUGACUCAAUAUUUAGACGAGGAAAAUCUUAUUUGAGAAAUGGCGUCGCUCAAUGACAGACUUCUCGCUGCUCGGCACAGUUUAGCUGGCCAGGGCCUCGCAAAAUCCGUCUGUAAAGCCACCACCGAGGAGAUGAUUGGCCCCAAGAAGAAGCACUUAGACUAUUUAGUACACUGUACCAAUGAGCCGAAUGUAUCAAUUCCACAUUUGGCUAAUUUACUCAUUGAAAGAUCACAAAAUACCAAUUGGGUGGUGGUCUAUAAAGCUCUCAUCACAGUACAUCAUUUACUGGCAUAUGGAAAUGAGAGAUUCAUGCAAUAUUUAGCAUCAAGUAAUUCGACGUUUAAUUUAAGCAAUUUCCUCGAUAAAGGAGGUGUACAAGGAGCUGUUGGAGCAAGAAUUGAUUUAUCUUCAAGGGAUAGUAGCAUUGGAUACGAUAUGUCGCCCUUCAUUCGGCGAUAUGCAAAAUACUUAAAUGAGAAGGCAUUGUCCUACCGUACAGUGGCCUUUGACUUCUGCAAGAUGAAACGUGGAAAGGAGGAGGGUACCAUCAGGACGAUGAAUGCUGAUAAAUUGCUAAAGACUCUGCCGGUGCUACAGGCUCAGCUUGAUGCUCUUCUUGAGUUUGAUUGUACAGCAAAUGACCUCACAAAUGGUGUUAUCAGUAUGUGCUUCACAUUGCUCUUUCGCGAUCUUAUUCGACUGUUUGCAUGCUACAAUGACGGCAUUAUUAAUCUAUUGGAGAAAUACUUUGAUAUGAAUAAGAAGCAGUGUCGGGAUGCAUUGGAUUUGUACAAGAAAUUCCUCGUGAGGAUGGAUCGUGUUGGUGAAUUUCUCAAAGUGGCAGAAAAUAUGGGUAUUGAUAAGGGUGAACUGCCGGACUUGACAAAAGCACCCAGCUCUCUAUUGGACGCCCUCGAGGGUCAUUUGGCAUUUUUAGAGGGCAAAAAAGGAUCAGCCGCUAAUACUCCAACACAAACAGCAAGCAACCAAAAGAACGUAAAGAGUGGUGUGUCUGCCCUCUCUUCUACUAGUUCAUCGUUUGGAACGGCCGCAGCGUCAGCACGAUUUGAUAAUCACACAAAUGGUAUUGAUGAGGCGCUAAAGGCACAGGCGCUGGCGGAAGAGGAAGCCGCAAUGAACCAGUACAAGUCGAAAGUCUCAUCACCCGGUGGAGCAAAUUCAUCAACAAAUCCCUUCCUAUCAUCACCACCGGCCACCCAAACGGCACCCAUUGUGGAUCUCUUUGGGGGCUCACCGGGUGGUGAUGGUGCCACAAAACAAAAUGAAGCCAUUCCAUCAGGACCGACAAAGGCCUCAGAUGAUCUCCUUCAGUUGGGCAAUCCGUUUGCUGAUAUUUUCUCAGCACCACCUGCAGCGGGUACGGCUGCUCCUGUGGCACCGGGUAUCCCACAACAGGCACCUGCAGGAAAUAUGUGGAUGAGUAAUGGAUUCAAUGGAACAGCUGCUGCUGCUGCUCCACAAGGAGGCAACACAUUCGUGUCAGACAGUAAUUUCUCCUCUGUAUUUGGAUCAACAGAACCUGCUGGUCCACAGGCGACAGCUCAAGCGACUCAACCGGCAACUGGCACAGGGAAGGUGCUCACCGGUGACUUGGAUAGUUCAUUGGCAUCACUUGCGGAAAAUCUCACCAUAAACAAGAGCGCUUCUGCUCAAGUCAAGGGAAUGCAGUGGAACUCUCCAAAGAAUGCCGCAAAACCCGGAGCUAAUUGGACACCACAACCCAUGGCGGCGACAACUGGGGCUGGUUAUCGUCCUAUGCAGGGAAUGGCACCCAUGAGGCAACCAAUGAUGGGUGCACCCAUGGCUGGGAUGCAGGGUAUGCCAAUGCAGGGACAACCAGGAAUGCCAGGGAUGAUGGCACAGCCAGCACCAGGGAUGGUGGCACCUCAGGGACAAGUGGCACCGACUCAGGCAUCAGUUGGUGUACCGCAGCAAGCCAAUGUCCAACUUGAUCCCUUUGGGGCCCUCUAAGAAGGUGUCCAACACUCAAAUCAUGAGGGAUUUUUCAUAAAAAAAAUUAAAGUCAAGGUUUGUUUUCAAUACUUUGAGGUAUUUUUUUUUUGCUUAAGAAAAGAGAACACAAAGAAAACGAUUUAGAGGCAGGAAAAGUGGUUUUGAUCAAUGCAAAAUUCUCCAACGUUUGCUAUAAACACUCUUAAAAAAAAUACUAAGGCGAAAAGUGCCUAAGUUAAUCAGUGCUGGAGUAUUUUAGCAGAACACUUUAGUUAAAGUCGUCAAAGUAUACAUAACUGUUUUUGGUUCGGUUUUAAAGCUCAGAAAACUUUUGCAAAAAUGAUAAAAACAAUUUUUAGUGACGGAAUAAUAUAACUAAAUGAAACAGUCGAAAUGACAGAAGUUUAUCUGUUAAAAUAUUUAUAUAUUUUACAUUUUAAUUGAUGAGUAGGCAGUUUCGCCAUUUUCGCGUAUUCAAUCUCUUUAAAUUUAUUUGUGCAUAUUAGAGCUAUCACAUACCGAUACAGAAAUAAAACUCUAACAUCUUCUAAUUCUAAAUUCUUCUUUAUGAAUAAUCACUAUUUCAGUAAAAAGAAAAUAAUUCUAACUAAUUUGUAAUUUAAUUUAAUUGAAUUUUCGGGAAUUAAUAAAUAUUUGGGAAAAUUUUGUUAACGUUUUCGGUGAAACGAACUGUCAAAGAGCUUUUGGAUUCGAGAGGAUAGGUGCAGAUUUUUGCUGUCAAAUAACUUUCUUGGUUUCAAUCUAUCAAAAUAUGCUUUCCCAGAUUAGAUUAAAAAAUAAUUAAGGUUUUAAUCAAUUUUCGUUUUCUCGGGAUAUACGCAAAAUUGGGAAUUUUUAAGAGAAUUUUUCUAAAUAAGAGGAAACUUUUUUCCAAACAAGAUUUCCUCUGGAUUAUGUCAAGGGCGUGGCUUAUUAAACUCUCUAGUUAUCAUAGAUUCCCAUUUAAUUAUGAAAAGAAUGAUGAAUUAGGUCCCUAGACUUUACUUAACGAAUUUCAGUCAUAAAUAUAUUAUGACAAAUUUAGUUCAUUUUGACUAAAAUUAUUUGAUAGAAUACAAUUAGUGAUUUUAUGCAUUUCCGCAAAUUCAUUUUUAAGGGUGAUUAUAAAAGGAAAAUUCGAGUUAAUCGUUAGAAUUUGCACAAUACGAAAAUGUCUGCCACUAAACAUCUGAAAACUCUUAAUAGUUUUUUUUAAGUAUAAAUAUAAUUAAAAUUGUCUCUUUAUUCAUUUCAGUUAAUUAUUUAUUCGUCCGAGUUCAUGAGUUCAUUGCAUUAUAGAGACAGAUUCGCCGAGAAGAAGAAUUGUAAAGAUUAAAAGGAACGAAAUGAAAUUGUACUGAAAUUUUUGUGUCAGCAUUAGAUGCAACUCUCCAAUUUUUUUCUUCUUAUAAAUGGAGAAAAAAUUAAAAACAAAUAUUAACAACACCCCCCGUAGUAAUGUGAGAACUUUAAAAAUUCUCACAGUGCGUAGUAAUUCAGAGAAUUAUUGAAGGUAUAAAUGGGGAGAAAAAAUCUUUCUAAAUGUGUAAUUUAUUAUGAAACAAAAAAAAAGAAAAUUAGUUGUUGAAACUAAAGAUUGUGGAGAAAUUAUAAUUAUAAAUAGAACAAAAAAUAUAUUUAGAAUAUUUUUUUCAAUUCAUUUCGCGUGUUAAAAAAAUAUUAAUUUAGGAAUUGUACGUUCGAAACGAAUUUUUUUGUGCAUAAAGUGGAUGCAAAUUGCAUCGAGAUUUUUUCUUUGCCUUGUUCCGUAACUUUUUGUACAUUUUCCUCUCUAAUAGUUACGUUAAAAAUAUGCAAAAAAACUCACAUUCAUCACGUAGGAAAGAGAAGAAAGAUUUGUUGAUGAGACCACCAAAUAUUUGAUAGAUGAAAUGAGAUUGUUUGAACUUCUUGAGAAAGGGUUAGUUUUUUUUGCUCUUUUUCAGAGCUCACCGUUUGUUUUUGUGCAAGAAAAAGAAAAA
Molecule: messenger RNA, 4393 nt
Organism: Lutzomyia longipalpis
Lineage: Eukaryota; Metazoa; Arthropoda; Insecta; Diptera; Psychodidae
Gene: lap
Product: phosphatidylinositol-binding clathrin assembly protein LAP
Exons: 13
Coding region: 474-2429 (651 amino acids)
Biological process (GO): synaptic vesicle budding from presynaptic endocytic zone membrane; clathrin coat assembly; clathrin-dependent endocytosis
Cellular component (GO): clathrin-coated vesicle; extrinsic component of presynaptic endocytic zone membrane; synaptic vesicle
Molecular function (GO): clathrin heavy chain binding; 1-phosphatidylinositol binding; SNARE binding
Source: RefSeq, a predicted model, not a curated record